AUGAGCGAUAAUGAUUCAAAUACUUUAGAGCAAAAUGAUGAUAAUAAUGAAAAUUAUAUUAGUCAACAAAUAUACGAAACACCCGAUUUUGAUCAAAAUGUUUCACAAAAUCCAAAUGACUUGCCAAAUACAACUCCACAAUCAUCUGACGUUAUCAGCCAAAGACGAACAAGUUUACAUCCAUUAGAAGAAGUAGAACUUAAUAGAAGAAUUAAAAGGAAAAGGACCUCGUCUGCUCAUAUAGCGCAACCGUUAUCUACAGAUGAAAACAAUAAUGAGGAUAAUCAAAGUCAACGAUUACCACAACAGCCUAUAGCCGAUAAUAAAAAUACGCUUAAUAUAAGGAUGUCCUCGUUGUCGUUUGAAGGUUAUAGUUCAGUGACUUCAGAUGAUAGCAGAUAUUUGGAUAGUCGUCGUGCAAAUGAAAAAUGGAAAGCUCUAAUAGUGUUUAUGUACACUGAACCAUCAAUAAUGUUUUAUUCAAACGUUUUUUUAAUGAUAUUUUCAAUUAUUUUAAUGAAAACAUCUGACAAAUUUAUAUCAAAUUUGGAUAUCACAAGAACGUUUCUCAAUUUAGAAUCAAAUAAGACAAUAUUUUUAUGCUUAUACAGCGGCUUUUUAAUGAUUUUGUCGUGUAUAUGUGCAUUAUAUAGUGCUUUAACUAUACGUAAACAACUUUGCUAUUGUAUUAGUGGUGUUAUGAUAAUCAGUGCAAUAUUUCAGCUUGGACUUGGAAUAAUAAUAAUCAACAGAAAAAUUGAUCAAGAAACUAUGGUAAAAAAAGAAAUGAAAUUAAGUUUUUUAAGUUAUGACAUUCAAUUAGAUGUCACACAACGUUGGAAUUCAUUUCAGUCUGAAUUUUCAUGUUGCGGAUUAUAUGGUGGAAAUAGUUAUAAAGCAAAACAUUUAGCAAUACCAGUAUCAUGUUUUAAAGAUCAGUCAACCUUUAAAUAUCAUGCUGAAAUAAAUAAUUGUCAUAUGGGCUGUUUUGAAUUAGUGAAAAAACUUGAGGAAAAAUUUUUGGAUCCAGUCAUCAUCCUAACGUUUUUUUGCUCGUUUCUACAAAUGUCAAAUGCUAUUUUGAUUUUGAAUUUGUUGAGACCUAAACCAAAACCAAGAAGAUACCACAUUGUUUAUAGAAGAACUUUUAACAUAUUCUAACAAAUUAAAAAAAAAAAAAAAAGUUGUUUGUUAAUAUGUUC
Melanaphis sacchari is the source of this 1202-nucleotide messenger RNA. RefSeq lists its product as uncharacterized. Gene Ontology annotation, cellular component: membrane. The transcript has 6 exons. NCBI's taxonomy places the organism in Eukaryota, Metazoa, Arthropoda, Insecta, Hemiptera, Aphididae. The record is from RefSeq and is a predicted model, not a curated record. The coding region runs from base 1 to 1161 and encodes 386 amino acids.